ACGUUUCUUGUUCCAAACGAAAGCACCUCUUCAAUUCCAGACCACCGCAUCUCCAGAUCGCCGCCGGAGAGAUGAGUAACCAAGCAGAGUCUUCUGAUGCUAAGGGAGGGAAGAAGGACUUCUCCACCGCGAUUCUGGAGAGGAAGAAGGCAGCUAAUCGGCUAAUCGUUGAUGAGGCGGUUAGCGACGAUAAUUCCGUCGUCUCUCUCCACCCGGCUACAAUGGAAAAGCUUCAGCUCUUUCGUGGCGACACCAUUUUGAUUAAGGGUAAGAAAAGAAAAGAUACCGUAUGCAUUGCCCUUGCAGACGAGACAUGUGAAGAGCCAAAGAUCAGGAUGAAUAAGGUUGUCAGGUCAAAUCUAAGGGUUAGGCUGGCUGAUGUUGUAUCUAUACACCAAUGCCCAGAUGUUAAAUAUGGAAAGCGUGUACACAUACUGCCCAUUGAUGAUACGAUCGAGGGAAUCACUGGGGAUCUGUUUGAUGUAUAUCUCAAACCUUAUUUUGUGGAGGCCUAUCGCCCUGUGAGGAAAGGAGACCACUUUCUUGUUAGAGGAGGGAUGAGAAGUGUAGAAUUUAAAGUUGUCGAGACUGACCCUGGGGAGUACUGUGUUGUUGCCCCUGAUACUGAAAUAUUCUGCGAGGGAGAACCUGUGAGGAGAGAAGAUGAGGAUAGGCUUGAUGAGGUUGGCUAUGAUGAUGUUGGUGGUGUUAGAAAGCAAAUGGCUCAGAUUCGUGAACUGGUGGAGUUACCACUAAGGCAUCCUCAGCUGUUCAAAUCCAUUGGUGUCAAACCUCCUAAGGGAAUUUUGCUCUAUGGACCCCCAGGUUCUGGAAAAACUCUAAUUGCUCGGGCUGUUGCAAAUGAAACUGGUGCAUUCUUCUUUCUAAUCAAUGGGCCAGAAAUUAUGUCUAAAUUAGCUGGAGAGAGUGAGAGUAAUCUGAGAAAGGCAUUUGAGGAGGCUGAGAAGAAUGCUCCCUCUAUUAUAUUUAUUGAUGAAAUUGAUUCUAUAGCACCUAAGCGAGAGAAAACACAGGGUGAGGUUGAGCGGAGGAUUGUUUCUCAGCUCUUGACUCUCAUGGAUGGGCUGAAAGCUCGUGCACAUGUUAUUGUAAUGGGGGCAACUAACCGGCCAAACAGCAUUGAUCCAGCUCUCAGAAGGUUUGGUAGGUUUGAUCGUGAAAUUGACAUUGGGGUUCCUGAUGAAGUUGGACGGCUUGAGGUUCUUAGGAUUCAUACCAAAAACAUGAAGCUGUCUGAUGAUGUUGACCUAGAAAGGAUUGCUAAAGACACUCAUGGCUAUGUUGGUGCUGAUCUGGCAGCACUCUGCACUGAAGCUGCACUUCAGUGCAUCAGAGAAAAAAUGGAUGUCAUUGACUUGGAAGAUGAUUCCAUUGAUGCUGAGAUACUUAACUCCAUGGCUGUUACAAAUGAACACUUCCACACAGCACUCGGAACAAGCAAUCCUUCUGCUUUGCGUGAGACGGUUGUUGAAGUGCCCAAUGUCUCUUGGGAAGACAUUGGAGGGCUUGAAAAUGUCAAGAGGGAACUUCAGGAGACUGUUCAAUAUCCUGUGGAACAUCCAGAGAAGUUCGAGAAAUUUGGCAUGUCACCUUCAAAGGGUGUUCUUUUCUAUGGUCCUCCCGGGUGUGGUAAAACUCUUCUGGCCAAGGCAAUUGCAAAUGAAUGUCAAGCCAAUUUCAUUAGUGUGAAAGGACCCGAACUGCUUACAAUGUGGUUUGGUGAGAGUGAAGCCAAUGUUCGUGAGAUCUUUGACAAGGCUAGGCAAUCUGCUCCAUGUGUCCUCUUCUUUGACGAGCUUGACUCUAUUGCUACUCAGAGAGGAAGCAGUGUUGGAGAUGCUGGUGGGGCUGCUGAUCGUGUUCUCAAUCAACUUUUGACUGAAAUGGAUGGCAUGAAUGCAAAGAAGACUGUUUUUAUCAUUGGAGCCACUAACAGACCUGACAUAAUUGACCCUGCACUUCUUCGUCCUGGCCGUCUUGAUCAGUUAAUAUAUAUCCCUCUGCCCGACGAAGACUCCCGCCAUCAAAUCUUCAAGGCCUGCCUCAGAAAAUCACCACUUUCAAAGGAUGUUGAUUUGAGGGCUCUUGCAAAGUAUACUCAAGGAUUUAGCGGGGCUGAUAUUACCGAAAUAUGCCAGCGGGCAUGCAAAUAUGCCAUACGGGAGAACAUUGAAAAGGACAUAGAAAGGGAGAAGAGGAGAGCAAGCAACCCGGAUUCCAUGGAUGAGGAUGUGGAGGAGGACGAAGUGGCUGAAAUCAAGCCUGCACAUUUUGAGGAGUCCAUGAAAUAUGCUCGCCGAAGCGUGAGCGAUGCUGACAUACGCAAAUACCAGGCAUUUGCUCAGACCUUGCAGCAGUCGCGGGGCUUCGGCACUGAAUUCAGGUUUGCUGAAUCAGCAGCAGGCGGUGGUGGCGCAUCUGGGUCUGACCCGUUUGCAGCCCCUGCUGGUGGAGCCGACGACGAUGACUUGUACAGUUAAGCCUUGUUGUUUUGCUUUGCUCUGCUCUGCUCUGCUUUGCUUCAAAUUUGCGCUAUUUAAACACUAUUAUUAUAAUUAACUAUUCACUAUGCAAUUUGCAUUCAGCCCAACUGAGUGAGUCUGUAUACUCUGCUCAUAUUUCCUGGAUUCAUUUGGUCACAUUAUUAUUAUUAUUAUUAUUAUUAUUAUUAUUA
This is a messenger RNA of Andrographis paniculata, 2695 nucleotides long. RefSeq names its product cell division cycle protein 48 homolog. Gene Ontology annotation, biological process: mitotic spindle disassembly; retrograde protein transport, ER to cytosol; autophagosome maturation. Gene Ontology annotation, cellular component: cytosol; VCP-NPL4-UFD1 AAA ATPase complex; nucleus. Bases 72 to 2501 code for a protein of 809 amino acids. Gene Ontology annotation, molecular function: polyubiquitin modification-dependent protein binding; ATP hydrolysis activity; ATP binding. Lineage: Eukaryota; Viridiplantae; Streptophyta; Magnoliopsida; Lamiales; Acanthaceae. The record is from RefSeq and is a predicted model, not a curated record. The transcript is spliced from 9 exons.